Messenger RNA from Colletes gigas, 1338 nucleotides. RefSeq names its product lachesin-like. Gene Ontology annotation, cellular component: neuron projection. The record is from RefSeq and is a predicted model, not a curated record. Bases 37 to 1290 code for a protein of 417 amino acids. The transcript has 10 exons. NCBI's taxonomy places the organism in Eukaryota, Metazoa, Arthropoda, Insecta, Hymenoptera, Colletidae.
GCGCUACGUUUGCAUCGUGUUCCGCGUUGGUGAAUCAUGUGUGAAAAACGUGGUACGUACACGCGUAGACCGCAGGUGCCUCUUCUAGUGGUGACUACUUUGUUAGUUGGCGUGCGUCCGGAAUUAGUUGAUCCAAAUUUCAAGGAACCCAUCGCCAACGUAACUGCGCCAGUCGGAAGGGAAACGAUUUUAGCUUGCAUGGUUCAAGAUUUAGGUGCAUACAAAGUAGCGUGGCUGCAAGUAGACACCCAAACAAUACUGACAAUAGCCAACCACGUUAUUACGAAAAACCAUCGGAUAGCCGUCUCCCACAGCGAUCAUCGAACAUGGUUUCUCCACAUACGAGAAGUAAGAGAAUCGGACAGGGGAAGGUACAUGUGUCAGAUUAAUACGGACCCAAUGAAAAGUCAAACUGGUUAUCUGGAAGUUGUCGUGCCGCCGGACAUUUUGGAUUACCAAACGAGCACAGACAUGGUGGUGAACGAAGGAAGCAAUGUCACUUUACGUUGCACUGCGACAGGAUCACCGGCACCUAACAUAACAUGGCGACGAGAAGAUAACCAAUCCAUACUCUUGGGGGAUGGAACGGAAGUUACGAACAUCGAGGGGCCAAAUUUUAAUAUCACAAAAGUGAACCGAUCGCACAUGGGAUCGUAUUUGUGUAUCGCGUCCAAUGGUGUACCGCCUUCUGUCAGCAAAAGGAUUAUGCUGAUUGUUCAUUUUUCCCCCAAUAUUUCGGUGCCAAAUCAAUUAGUGGGUGCUCGGAAAGGGGACCAGUUGACUUUGGAGUGUUAUUCGGAAGCUUAUUCGAAAUCCAUCAAUUACUGGAUAAGGGAUAAGGAUAGAAUAAUUCAUCAAGGAGGGAAAUACAACCCUAUAAUAUUGGAGGACGCGUACAAAGUUCACAUGAAACUACUCAUAAACUCUGUCGGUCCCUCGGAUUUUGGAUCGUACAAGUGUAUUUCGAAAAACUCAUUGGGAGAAGCUGAGGGCAGCAUCGAAGUUUACGAAAUAACGGAAGAUCCGGCUUCCAGCAACAGCAACACAAAACACAGAGGAAAGUUAAGGCAUAAUUCAAAGAACGAUAUUUUUGAAGGAAAUCAGGACAUGCUAAAAGAGCGAGAUUUGAAGUUACGAGGUCGUAAAGAAACCGACGGAAACGAAGCCGACGAUUACGAUGAUUCCGGAGUGACGCCGAAGGAGAACCCUUUCAUCCUGGUUUUCGUUUUGGUCGCGUUCACUAUUUACCUCCACCAUCAUCCACAGUUAAGGACGCUACGUCCGGUUUGAAAAUCGGCCAUCGCCUCGUUAGCGCGUCAUCGAUGUUUUCUUUCGAUC